AUGGCACGUCAAGUUCUUGCUCUUGCACUCAUCUUUGUCGCCGUUAUAGGAGCAUUUGCAGCAGAUGAACCUGCUGCUACCCCAUCAGCUGGAACUCCUGAGGCAUCAGCUUCUGCCCCCUCCACCAACUACUUAGGCUCUCUCGCGGAAGGAGCUGGUAUCGACCCUUCUACAAUCUCUUUACCUCCUACAUCCUUCAGUGAUGGUUCGGCCCCUUCUCCCACCGCUGGAACAGCGGGAAAUGCUCCUAGUGACGCCCCUUCUGUGUCAAAAAGUACAUGGGGAUUAUUUUGA
This is a messenger RNA of Ricinus communis (castor bean), 294 nucleotides long. Its product is annotated as classical arabinogalactan protein 6. The transcript has a single exon. The record is from RefSeq and is a predicted model, not a curated record. Lineage: Eukaryota; Viridiplantae; Streptophyta; Magnoliopsida; Malpighiales; Euphorbiaceae. The coding region runs from base 1 to 294 and encodes 97 amino acids.